Macrobrachium nipponense is the source of this 957-nucleotide messenger RNA. RefSeq names its product tigger transposable element-derived protein 1-like. The record is from RefSeq and is a predicted model, not a curated record. Gene Ontology annotation, cellular component: nucleus. Lineage: Eukaryota; Metazoa; Arthropoda; Malacostraca; Decapoda; Palaemonidae. Gene Ontology annotation, molecular function: DNA binding. The coding region runs from base 1 to 957 and encodes 318 amino acids. The transcript has a single exon.
AUGGCUCCCAAGCGUUCUGCUUCUGCUAAGGCUGGUAGUAAGCCUAAACGCCACCGAAAAAUGAUGACGAUUGCUGAGAAGGUGACACUUCUCGAUAUGUUGAAAGAAGGCAGAAGUUACGCGGCCGCAGCCUGCCAUUUUGGAGUGAACGAAUCCAUUGUUCGCUACAUUAAGAAGGACGAGGCGAACAUUAGAAAGACGGCUGCCAUCACCUUUAGCAGGUCAGCGAAGCGAGUUGUUACUGCUCGUAAUAAAACGAUCGUCCGUAUGGAAGGUGCUUUAGCAAUCUGGAUUGCCGACUGCCGGAAGAAGAACAUAGCCUUGGAUACGAACACCAUCCGAACCAAGGCUUUGAGUUUGUAUGAGAAUUUUGCGGCAAAGGAACCUCAAGACGACGAUGGCGACCAUGCUGAAGAAGACGAAGAUGAUGUACUAGAUGAACCUCAAGCAGGGACAUCCACUGAUUCCCAGCCUCAGAAACAACGUUUUUCCGCCAGCAAAGGAUGGUUCGUGAAGUUUCAGAAACGCUUUGGCCUGAAAAGCGUUUCCCUGCAUGGCGAGGCUGCUUCCGCUGACACUACCGCUGCUGAAACUUACGCGAAUGAGACAUUUAAGAAUAUUAUCACUGAAGGUGGAUACAAGCCCGAACAACUGUUUAAUAUGGAUGAGACCGGCUUGUUUUGGAAGAGAAUGCCGUCGCGAACUUUCCUGUUCAAAGAAGAAGCCAAAGCCUCUGGCUUUAAAGCAUUCAAAGAUCGUGUUACCCUCGUGAUGUGUGGCAAUGCUGCUGGAUUUUUGCUAAAGCCGGGGCUUAUUUACAAAUCGAAAAACCCUCGCGCUUUGAAAAAUAAAAAUAAGAAUCUCCUUCCCGUGUACUGGAUGCAUAAUCCAAAAGCAUGGAUUAAGAAGAUGCUGACCUCCAACUGGUUCCACAGUGUUUUAUCCACAAGUCAGUAA